This is a messenger RNA of Thlaspi arvense, 2396 nucleotides long. NCBI's taxonomy places the organism in Eukaryota, Viridiplantae, Streptophyta, Magnoliopsida, Brassicales, Brassicaceae. The record is from the annotation of a GenBank genome assembly.
AAGAAAAUUACAUUUUUUAUCAGUUAUUUCGUAAAAGCUUUUGGUUUUCUCAAUCUUGACUUUUUCAACGAAUAUUCGCGCCAUAAGUUUCUCUCAUCCAACGGAUCACACAAAUGACAAAGGAAAACAAAAGACAGAGAAACAGAGACAGAGCGAGAAACAAGAGAAGACUAGAGAAAAUUAGUAAAUCGAAUCAACGAAAAAAAAAAAGCUUACUUUGAUUAAUCAAAAAAAAAAAAGAAGCCAAGUUUCAAAAAACUCCCCGGCGGCCUAGCUCCGGUUAAGAGUAAAUGGCCGUGGCCUGGCUAAUCUGGCCGUUCGUGCUAUCUCUAACAGCACUCUCUACAAAUUCAAUCACAGAAUCAGAAUCAUUGUUGAAAUUCAAGGAGUCACUAACCAACGCCAAGCCUCUGGAUUCUUGGACACCAGAUUCAGAGCCUUGCGGCGGAACGACACAGAGAUGGGUUGGACUGCUCUGCAAUAAAAAUUCCGUCUUUGGCAUCAAGAUCGAACAUAUGGGUCUCUCAGGAAGCAUCGACGUCGUCCCCUUAACCGGCUUACCCGCUUUACGCACUAUAAGCAUAACGAACAACUCCUUCUCCGGUAAUAUACCGGAGUUUAACCGAUUAACCGCUCUGAAAUCGAUCUACAUAUCAAGCAAUCGAUUCUCCGGUAAGAUCCCUUCUGAAUAUUUCGAGAAGAUGGUGUCGCUGAAGAAAGCUUGGCUGUCCAACAACGAGUUCUCUGGCCUCAUUCCCGUCUCGUUGGCCACUGCAUUACCAGAUCUAAUGGAGUUACACCUAGAGAACAACCAGUUCAUCGGGACAAUACCGAAUUUCACCCAAUGGACUUUAGCUGAUGUCGAUCUCUCAAACAACCGACUAACCGGAGAAAUACCGCCCGGUUUGUCGAAGUUCGACGUGGGGACUUUCGCAGGGAACGCUGGCCUUUGCGAUGCGAAGCUAGCGACUAGCUGCACGCAGGGAAUAAACCCGAGUGCAUCGAUUUCAAUAGAUGGAACGAUGAAAGAUGCAAACAAGAGCAAGUACUAUAUAGCAUUCGGUACACUAGGGCUCCUUUUUAUCAUUAUCAUCAUCUCUUUAGUCUUCCGGAAGAAGAAGAAGAAGAAGAGACGGAGGAGGAGGACGACGCAUCGUACCUCUGAACAAGACAGCAGUGACGACCAACAAAUCCAGGUAACUGUUGACGGAUCAAGAUCUGGCGGCUCGAGGCAGAGUAAGACUAGUAGCUCCGGCGAGCUGACGAAUAAAUCAAUUGGUACGACGGGGACGGCAGAUUUGGUGAUGGUGAACAAGGAAAAGGGUGUUUUCGGUUUACCGGACUUGAUGAAAGCGGCGGCUCACGUGCUCGGAGAUCGCGGUGGAGGAAGCAGCCGCCCUAGCAGCAGCGGAGGUGUGGGAUCUGCGUACAAGGCGGUGAUAGCGAGCGGCGUAGCGGUGGUGGUGAAGCGUGUGACGGUGAUGAAUCAAGCGAGUAUAGAUGAAUUCGAUAAGGAGAUUAAGAACUUGGGAAGAUUACGGCACAGGAACGUGUUACCGCCUCUGGCUUACCAUUUCCGGCGAGACGAGAAAUUGCUGGUGUUCGAAUUCGUCCCCAACCUGAGCUUGCUUCAUCGAUUACACGGCGAUCACCGUGAGGAUUUUCAAUUAGACUGGCCUUCUCGGCUCAAAAUCAUUCAGGGAAUCGCGAGAGGUAUGUGGUAUCUCCACCGAGAAUUAGGGUUUUUAAGCUUGCCACACGGAAACCUAAAAUCGAGCAAUAUCUUCCUCGCUGACGACGGCGAGCCACUCAUCUCCGAGUUCGGACUCCAAAGACUGAUCAAUCCCGACGAUCAAUUUCAAUCUCUCGUCGCGUACAAAUCUCCCGAAGCGGAACGCGACGGAAUCGUCUCUGCGAAAUCCGAUGUGUUCAGUUUCGGAGUCGUGGUCUUGGAGAUCCUGACAGGGAAAUUCCCGUCUCAGUACGCCGGUUUAAAUAGAGCCGGCGGGACGAAUUUGGUGGAGUGGAUCGGCUCCGCCGCGGAACAAGGUGGAUGGAUGGAUCUGCUCCAUCCGACGGUCGUCGCUGCCGCCGCCGAUGACAAAAUGUCGUCGGAUGAAAUCGAGAACGUUUUACGGAUCGGUGUGAGAUGCACCGGAGAAGAUCCUGAUCGGCGACCAAGUAUGAUCGAAGUCAUCGACGAAUUGACGAUGCAAGAUUGUAGCGACGACUUCAUCACCAUAGAAACUUAGCUUCACCGUUGAUUCUGGGAUUCGAUAAAUUCCAACCGUUAGAUUCGCAGAUUCACCAUUUUUGUUUUAAUUAUGCUUUCUAUUUGUAUAUGAUUGAAAAUUCAACUGAGGUUACUUGUAAAAAAAGGUGUGUUUUAACGUUUG